Messenger RNA from Drosophila subobscura, 1385 nucleotides. RefSeq lists its product as uncharacterized. The record is from RefSeq and is a predicted model, not a curated record. Lineage: Eukaryota; Metazoa; Arthropoda; Insecta; Diptera; Drosophilidae. The annotation marks the transcript as partial. The transcript is spliced from 2 exons.
AUUGGGCGCAUUUUCCGCCUCAGCAACGAUUCAGAUUCAAACGUUAAAGCGAGCAUCAUGGUUGUCCAGAAAGAGGAGAUCAAGGGGGAGGCAGCGUCCGACUUUCAUCCCGCACCCGUGUGGCUGAACGAGUCCUAUCUGGAGUCUUUGCUGCAGAGCAAGAAGAACGAUGCCGGUCUGAGGGUCACCGAGCUGGACAUCAAGCCAGCCACAUCCAAGGGGGAGAACUAUGCCAGUAUUAUGACGCGAGUGAAGGUGUCCUACGUCAAGAGCGGCGCCAAGACUCCCGAGGAAGGCUUCUACAUUGUGAAGACAACCUACGAGAAUGAUCCGUUUAUAUCGAACAUCUUUUCCGGCUACCAGGCUAGCACCACGGAGAUGCUGAUGUACGAGAAGAUUCUGCCCAAGUUGAGCGCCCUCAUCGAUGGUACACAGCAGCCCGAGAAACUGUUCGCCAAGACCCUGCACGUGGACUACGAGCACGAUGCCAUCAUCUUCGAGGAUCUAGCUGUGACCAAGCACGUCCUAGCCGAUCGCUUGGCGGGUUUUGACCUGGAACACACCCACAUGGCUCUCCGCAAGCUGGCCAAGAUGCAUGCCGCCGCCGCUGUGCUCAACGAACGCCAGCCGGGAGUCCUCACAAAGCUGGACCAUGGCAUCUUCAAUCGUCACACGGAGGGCUUUGGCCCCUUCUUUCAGAAUAUGAUGGGAAUGGGGGCAGAGUUCGCCGACACGUGCCCGGAGCUGGGCAGCUACUACGGCGACAAGCUGAGGGCCUUGGUCAAGCGGGUGAUGGAGUACUCCACGCGGGUGUAUGACCCACAGCCAGAUGAGUUCAACACGCUGGUUCACGGCGACUACUGGGUAAACAACGUGAUGCUGCGCUACAGCGAGAAGCAGGAGCCCCUGGACAUGAUCCUCAUCGAUUUUCAAUUCUCCAGCUGGUCCUCGCCGGCCGUGGAUCUGCACUACUUCUUCAAUACCUCGCUGCAAAAGAACGUACGCUUCCAUCAGCAGGAUGCGUUGAUUCAGUUCUACCAUAAGGUGCUCGUGGACACGCUGAAGGAGCUCAAAUACGGUGGCUACAUACCCUCGCUCCGGCAGCUUGUACUGCAGCUGGAAAAGGGUAAAUUUAUGGCCGUCAGUGUGUCUUUGGCCUGCAAUGGCAUCAUGCUGAAUGAUCAGACAGCGGAUGCAGAUUUCCUGGCACUGAUCCAGGACGAUGAGCGAGGACGCAACUUCCGGCGAUUGGUCUACAGCAACAAGAAGUUCCAGGAGUUUGUAAAACACUUUCUGCCCGUCUUCGAUCGCAGCGGUCUGCUGGACGUCACCGACUGAGAGACACAGAGACUUGUAAAUCAAAUAAAAAUAUUCCCCCCAUCUAA